Molecule: messenger RNA, 330 nt
Organism: Prorocentrum cordatum
Lineage: Eukaryota; Dinophyceae; Prorocentrales; Prorocentraceae
Source: the annotation of a GenBank genome assembly
AUGAGGCGGGCCCUGGCGAUCGCCGCGGGUGCCGCCUGGAGGUCGCCAUCCCAUGGGCGUGGGGGCCCCGGGCCCCAGCGCUUCAGGCCUCCCGAGCAGAUGGGGUCGGAGCCCGUGUUUCCCCUCGUGUCUCGCCCCCCCUCAUUCCUCGCCCUCCCCCGUUCAUCCAGCACGCAGGCCUCCACCGUCGAGCGGCAUGUGGCGGCCCGCAGGCAGCGCUGCACCACUGGCCACCGCUGCCCAGGGCCAGGCCUCCGUCGGCCGCGCGCAGAGGGUGGUGUUCAGGAGAGGGAGGGCGACCGAGGACGGCUCUGCGGGGACCGCGGCUAG